Molecule: messenger RNA, 3270 nt
Organism: Fraxinus pennsylvanica
Lineage: Eukaryota; Viridiplantae; Streptophyta; Magnoliopsida; Lamiales; Oleaceae
Source: the annotation of a GenBank genome assembly
AUGGCAGAGAGUUGGCGCUUCCCGCUCAAUGCUCAAUUAGAUAUUGAUCAGAUACUCCUGGAAGCACGACAUCGGUGGCUGCGUCCUGCUGAAAUUUGUGAAAUUCUUCGAAAUUACAAAAAAUUUUGCCUUUCUCCAGAACCUCCUAAUAGACCCCCAAGUGGUUCGCUCUUUCUUUUUGACCGCAAGGUGCUACGAUACUUUCGGAAAGAUGGCCAUAACUGGAGGAAGAAGAGAGAUGGAAAAACUGUGAAGGAGGCUCAUGAAAGGCUCAAGGCUGGAAGUAUUGAUGUAUUACAUUGCUACUAUGCCCAUGGAGAAGAGGACCAAAAUUUUCAAAGGCGCAGCUAUUGGAUGCUUGAAGAGGAGUUGUCUCACAUAGUUCUUGUUCACUACCGGGAGGUAAAGGCAAACAGAACAAAUUUCAAUCACAUUAGGGAGUCUGAAGUUAUUCCUGAUUCCCAAAACCCUAGAGAAAAUUCACACAACUCCGAGGUUGUCAGUUCUGUAUCUUCAGAAUUCCGACCAUAUAGCUAUGAAGGAACCUCGCAAGUUACGGAUUCAGCUAGCCUUAACAGUGCUCAUGCUUCUGAAUUUGAAGAUGCUGAAUCAGUGUAUUGUUACCAACAAAGUCCAGGAUUCCAGUCUUUUGACAAUGUACAGCAACCCAUGGUACAGAAGAUUAGAGAUGGUUCAAUUCCUUACUGUGAUGUCCCUAUAUCAGAUAAUUAUCAAGGACAAUUCUCAGCUAUUACUGGUGCAAGUUUUGAAUCAAUUACACAAAUAGAAAAAAAUAAAAACUCCAUGGAUAAUGGUUUUACAUAUGAACUCCACAGCGACCUUGAUUUCCAAUCUUGGGAAAAUGAUGUGGAAAUCAGUAAUGAUGGCUACCGAGCUUUCAAUUUUCAGCCACCGCUUUCCUCGGCCCAAAGUUCAAUGGGCAUGAUGCUUGGACAAGAAAAUGAAUUGCUGGGUCAAGUUGUUUCUAGUGCCAUUGAUAAAAGGCAAGAGUUUGGAAGCCAUUCCAAUGGCUUAGAAGAGUGGCAGUGGUCCAUGGAUCAGAAGUUGCACGAGAAUUCCAGAUAUGAUCCAUACAGCGAGAUACAUAAUGUUAAUGUUGAGGAGCUGCACGACACCGUUGGGCCUUGCAAUACAUAUCCAGCCAAUCAAAGUAAACGCCCUAUGCAUAGUGAUCAUCAAAAGCAGGAUAUGUCUACUGAACUAGAAAGUUCUCUAGCAUCGGAGUCCUAUGGCAACCUAAAUGUUGAUGACAAUGACAAUUAUCCAGCCUUGAGACAACCUUGCUUAGACGGGCUUCUAAGAGAAGGUCUGAAAAAGCUCGACAGCUUUGACCGUUGGAUGAGUAAAGAACUUGGAGAUGUUACUGAGUCACAAAUGCAACCUGGUUCUGGGCCCUACUGGGAGACAGUUGGAAUUGAAAGUGGAGGUGAUGAUUCUGGUAUUUCUGAUCAAGUGCCGUUGGACAACUAUAUUCUAGGCCCCUCUCUCUCCCAAGACCAGCUCUUUAGCAUAGAUGACUUCUCACCGAACUGGGCAUACGCUGGGUCAGAAAUUAAGGUGGUUAUUAUGGGAAAAUUCUUAAGGAGUCAUGAAGAGGUGGAGAAGUAUAAAUGGGCAUGCAUGUUUGGUGAACUGGAAGUUCCGGCAGAGAUUAUAGCAGAUGGCGUUCUUUGCUGCUGCAUACUCUCACAAAAGACUGGAAGGGUUCCGUUCUAUGUGACAUGUUCUAACAGGCUAGCAUGCAGCGAAGUACGAGAUUUUGAAUUCCGAACUACAGAUGUUCAAGAAGUAGAUAUUGCAGAUGCAGGAAGCGUAAUCUCCGGUGAAACUGUUCUUCACAUGAGAUUUGGGAAAUUUUUGUCUCUUGGAUCUGUCCAAACUUCUGUCCAGAAGGGGGCAGCGGAAAAUGAUUUGUGCAGUAAAAUCAGUUCAUUGCUGAAAGAUGACAAUGAGUGGGAACAGAUGUUAAAACUCACUACGCAGGAUGAAUUUUCAGCUGACAGGGUACAAGACCGGCUAUUGCAAAAGCUUUUAAAGGAGAAGUUGUAUUACUGGCUUCUCCAGAAGGUUGCUGAAGGUGGGAAAGGCCCUAAUAUAUUAGACGAGGGUGGUCAAGGUGUUCUGCAUUUUGCAGCAGCUCUUGGGUAUGACUGGGCUAUAGAACCCACAAUUGCUGCAGGUGUUAGUGUCAAUUUUCGGGAUGCAAAUGGAUGGACUGCACUUCACUGGGCAGCAUAUUAUGGCAGAGAGCGCAUGGUGGCUUUCCUCAUCUCCAUAGAUGCAGCUCCUGGAGCAUUGACGGAUCCCACCCCCAAAUGUCCUUCUGGAAGAACUCCUGCAGACUUAGCAUCCUGCAAUGGACACAAAGGAAUUGCUGGUUAUCUUGCAGAGUCUGCCCUAAGUUACCACCUUUUUUCACUUAACCUGAAGAAUUCAAAGGAGGGUGAUAAUGAAGAAAAAGCUGUAGAAACAUUAUCUGAGCGCACUGCAACUUUAGUUGGUUAUGAUGACUUGCCCCAGGGACUGUCAUUAAAAGAUUCAUUGGCUGCUGUUCGUAAUGCAACUCAAGCUGCAGCUCGCAUUCAUCAAGUCUUCAGAGUACAGUCAUUUCAGAAAAAGCAGACAAAAGAGUAUGGGGACAGUGAAUUUGGAAUGUCAGAUGAGCGUGUGCUUUCACUUCUAUCUGUAAAAGGCAAGAAAACUGGGCGACAUGAUGAACCAAUGCAUUCUGCUGCAAUAUCAAUACAAAAUAAAUUCCGCAGUUGGAAAGGCAGAAAGGAGUAUUUGUUGAUUCGGCAACGAAUUAUUAAAAUUCAGGCCCAUGUGAGAGGACACCAGGUGAGGAAGAACUACAAAAAGAUAAUCUGGUCGGUAGGCAUUCUGGAUAAGGUCAUUUUGCGCUGGCGAAGGAAAGGAAGAGGAUUGAGUUCAUUCAAACCUGAAGCACUUUCUGCAGGUACUAGCGUGCAAUUAACAGAACCAAAGGAGGAUGACUAUGAUUUCUUAAAAGAAGGUAGAAAGCAAACAGAGGAAAGAUUGCAGAAGGCCUUGGCUAGGGUGAAAUCCAUGGUUCAGUACCCAGAGGCUCGAGACCAAUACCGCAGAUUGCUCAAUGUAGUCUCAGAAAUGCAGGAAACAAAGGCCAAGUAUGAUAGGAUCCUGAACAAUCCAGAUGUCGAUUUUGAUGAUGAUCUGAUCGACCUUGAAGCUUUGUUGGAGGAUGACACCUUCAUGCCUACUGCAUCUUAA